This is a messenger RNA of Lasiosphaeria miniovina, 3651 nucleotides long. Its product is annotated as myosin-1. Gene Ontology annotation, biological process: endocytosis; vesicle transport along actin filament; actin filament organization. Gene Ontology annotation, cellular component: myosin complex; cytoplasm; cell tip. The record is from RefSeq and is a predicted model, not a curated record. Bases 1 to 3651 code for a protein of 1216 amino acids. Lineage: Eukaryota; Fungi; Ascomycota; Sordariomycetes; Sordariales; Lasiosphaeriaceae. The transcript is spliced from 3 exons. Gene Ontology annotation, molecular function: actin filament binding; ATP binding; microfilament motor activity.
AUGGCUAUCACGCGCCGUGGAAAGGACAAGGCGACCAGGGCCGAACGCUCCGCAGGCGGAGGCGGUGCGGCCAGCUCCAGUGCCAAGCCAAAGAAGGCCACCUUCGACACGACCAAGAAGAAGGAGAUUGGCGUCUCGGACUUGACACUACUUAGCAAGGUGUCCAACGAGGCGAUCAAUGACAACCUGAAGCGCCGCUUCGAGGGCGCCGAGAUCUACACGUACAUUGGCCAUGUCUUGGUCUCGGUCAACCCCUUUCGCGACCUCGGCAUCUACACAGACCAGGUGCUCGACAGCUACCGCGGCAAGAACCGCCUCGAGAUGCCGCCCCACGUGUUUGCCAUCGCCGAGUCCGCCUACUACAACAUGAAGGCUUACAAUGACAACCAGUGUGUCAUUAUCUCGGGCGAGUCAGGCGCCGGCAAGACCGAGGCUGCCAAGCGCAUCAUGCAGUACAUUGCGAACGUCUCGGGCGGCGCCGAGGGUAGCGAUAUCCAGCAGAUCAAGGACAUGGUCCUGGCCACAAACCCCUUGCUCGAGUCGUUUGGUAACGCGAAGACAUUGCGAAACAACAACUCUUCCCGCUUCGGCAAAUAUCUGCAAAUACACUUCAACGCCCAGGGCGAGCCCAUCGGUGCCGAUAUUGCAAACUACCUGCUCGAGAAGACGCGCGUCGUCGGCCAGAUCGUCAACGAGCGCAACUUCCACAUCUUUUACCAGUUCACCAAAGGCGCCUCGCCGCAGUAUCGCGAGACCUUUGGCAUUCAGAAGCCCGAAACGUACAUUUACACGAGCAGGUCAAAGUGUCUCGACGUGGACGGAAUCGAUGAUCUGGCAGACUACCAGGAUACGCUCAAUGCUAUGAAGAUUAUUGGCCUCUCCCAGGCAGAGCAGGACAACAUCUUCCGCAUGCUUUCUGCCAUCCUGUGGGCCGGAAACCUCGUCUUCCGCGAGGAUGACAAUGGAUAUGCGGCUGUGACGGACCAGUCGGUUGUCGAUUUCCUGGCCUAUCUACUCGAGGUUGACCCGGCCUCGCUCGUGAAUGCUAUCACGAUUCGCAUCCUGACCCCACGGAACGGCGAGGUAAUCGAGUCGCCGGCCAAUGUCGCCCAGGCGACUGCGACCAGAGAUGCACUGGCUAAGGCCAUCUACAACAACCUUUUCGACUGGAUCGUCGAGCGGAUAAACCAAUCCCUCAAGGCCCGGCAGGCCGCAAUAAACUCGAUUGGCAUUCUAGACAUCUACGGCUUCGAAAUCUUUGAGAAGAACAGCUUCGAGCAGCUCUGCAUCAACUACGUGAACGAGAAACUGCAGCAGAUUUUUAUCCAGCUUACGCUGAAGGCCGAGCAGGAAGAAUACGCGAGGGAGCAGAUCAAGUGGACACCCAUUUCGUACUUUGACAACAAGGUCGUCUGCGACCUGAUCGAGUCCAUCAGGCCCCCCGGAAUCUUCUCUGCCAUGAAGGACGCCACCAAGACUGCUCACGCUGACCCGGCAGCUUGCGAUCGCACCUUUAUGCAGAGCAUUAACGGCAUGUCGAAUGCCCACCUAACGGCUCGCCAAGGUGGUUUUAUCGUCAAGCACUAUGCCGGCGACGUCACAUACGCAGUCGACGGCAUUACGGACAAAAACAAGGACUUGCUCCUCAAGGGGCUGCUGAAUCUGUUCCAGGGCAGCCAGAAUCCCUUCGUUCACGCUAUUUUCCCCAAUCAAGUAGACCAGGACAACCGGAAGCAGCCCCCUUCAGCCGGCGACAGGAUAAGAGCCUCGGCCAAUGCUCUGGUUGAAACGCUUAUGAAAUGCCAGCCUUCCUACAUCCGUACCAUUAAGCCCAACGAAAACAAAUCCUCUACUGAAUAUAACGUCCCCAACGUUCUCCAUCAAAUCAAGUAUCUAGGUCUGCAGGAGAACGUCCGUAUCCGCCGCGCUGGCUUUGCUUACCGCCAGUCGUUUGAGAAAUUCGUUGACCGGUUUUUCUUGCUGUCGCCAGCUACUUCUUAUGCCGGCGAGUACACAUGGACCGGCUCUUACGAGGCUGCUGUGAAGCAGAUCCUCAAAGACACCAGCAUCCCACAGGAGGAGUGGCAGCUUGGUGUCACAAAGGCCUUUAUCAAGUCGCCCGAAACCUUGUUCGCUCUCGAACAUAUGAGGGACCGGUACUGGCAUAACAUGGCAACGCGUAUUCAGCGGAUGUGGCGAGCAUACCUGGCAUACAGGGCAGAAUCGGCCACCAGAAUCCAGCGCUUCUGGAGAAAGAAGCGCGUUGGGGCUGAGUAUCUGCAGCUCCGCGACCAAGGCCACAGAGUCUUGCAGGGCCGCAAAGAGCGCAGAAGAAUGAGUCUUCUCGGGUCACGGCGAUUCCUGGGCGACUAUCUCGGCAUCAAUGCCACCAACGGGCCGGGAUCCCAAAUUCGGACCGGCCUAAAUCUCGGAAGCAACGAAAAGGUAGUUUUUUCGUGCCGUGGCGAAAUCCUGGAAGCCAAAUUUGGGCGAUCCAGCAAGCCGAGCCCUAGGCUCAUUGUCGUGACCAACAACAAGUAUUACGUCGUGGCCCAGACGCUUGUGCAGAGCCACGUGCAAAUUGUGGUCGAGCGGUCUUUUCCUCUGGGCUCUAUCAAGUUUGUUGGGGCAUCUACAAGCCGAGAUGACUGGUUCUCGCUGGGGGUAGGAUCGCCUCAGGAAGCCGAUCCAUUGCUCAACUGCCUGUUGAAGACGGAAAUGUUCACCCAGAUGCAGAGAGUCAUGCCGGGCGGGUUCAACCUGAAGAUUGCAGAAAGCAUUGAGUAUGCCAAGAAGCCGGGGAAGAUGCAGCUUGUGAAGGUGCUGAAGGACGCGCCGACUCCAGUCGAUUUCUAUAAGAGCGGCGCCGUCCAUACGCAGCAAGGAGAGCCUCCCAACUCUGGCUCUCGGCCAAUGCCAAGGGCGAAGCCCGUUCCCCCAAGGCCUAUUACGAGAGGAAAACUCAUCAAGCCCGGCGGGCCAGGCGGCAGGCCUUCAAGGGUCCCUAACAACCGCCCGCCCCAGGCCCGGCCUUCUGCCAAUUCUUCCCGGCCGGUCCCGCAGCCGCCUCGGGUUGCAGUGGCGGCGGCGCCACAACCAGCUGCAGCAGUCCGUCUUCCGGUGCAUACCCGGCAGCAAUCCAACACAUCGGCUGCACGCGUCCCUCCACCGCCUCCACCGCCCGCCGCCCCUGCAGCGAGGCCCAAGAUUAUGGCAAAGGUGCUCUACGACUUUGCCGGCCAAAAGGAGAAUGAGCUCUCGAUUAAGACGGGCCAGCUAAUCGAAAUCGUUCAGAAGGAGACCAACGGAUGGUGGCUGGCAAAGCAGGGGGCCGUCCAAGCGUGGAUCCCUGCCGCGUACGUCGAGGAACAAGCACCCCCAGCAUCACCACCUGUCGUAGCGCCCAGGCCGCCGCCGCCGCCGCCCUUGGCGAACGGUGCAGCCAGGGGCAAGCCGCAGCCACCCGUGAAGCGGCCCGCGGCCGGCAGAAAGCCGGCACCUCUCCAGGCGCGCGACUCGGGCAUGAGCUUGAACGGUUCGGAUGGCAGCAGGAGCAACACGCCCACGCCGAGCCUGGCGGGCGGCUUGGCCGAGGCGCUGCUGGCGAGGAAGAAUGCCAUGGCCAAGAAGGACGACGACGAUGAUUGGUAG